Molecule: messenger RNA, 1335 nt
Organism: Laccaria bicolor S238N-H82
Lineage: Eukaryota; Fungi; Basidiomycota; Agaricomycetes; Agaricales; Hydnangiaceae
Exons: 6
Coding region: 1-1335 (444 amino acids)
Biological process (GO): secondary metabolite biosynthetic process
Molecular function (GO): FAD binding; monooxygenase activity
Source: RefSeq, a predicted model, not a curated record
AUGCAGUCAAGACGAGCACCAUUAUCGCUGAACGUACUAAUUGUCGGUGCAGGUAUUGGCGGGCUCUCCAUAGGAUUCCUUCUCGGACGCGCCGGACACAAUGUCACCAUUCUCGAGGCCGCCUCUGAACUCGGGGAGGUUGGUGCUGGUAUCCAGGUGACUCCGAAUAUGACCAGACUCCUCAUCCGAUGGGGUGCUGGGGAACGAUUGAAAGCGGUCGCUGUUGUUCCUCAAAUGCUCAAUCUGCGCAGAUAUAGCGAUGGAGAAAUGGUCGGGUGGAAAUUGUGGGGAGAUAACUUGGAGAGGGAUCAUGGCGCGCCUUACUAUCACAUCCACCGCGCCGACCUUCAACGGAUCUUGCUGGAUCUCGCUAAGCCAUUCGUGAACAUCCGUCUAAACAGCAAAGUUCAAAGGGUCGACCCAUCCCUGCCCACUGUAACCCUCGAAUCUGGAGAGACAUUGAAAGCAGACCUAAUCAUCGGUGCUGACGGCUUGAACAGCCGGCUGCGCGACAUCGUCGUCGGUCAUCCCGAUAAACCUACACCAACGGGCGACGCGACAUAUCGAGCUCUCAUCCCUACCGGCCCUAUGAUAAAGGAUUCGGACCUGAGGCAGCUCUUGGACGAAAGUAGCGUUAAUGUGUGGAUGGGACCUGGAAGACAUAUCGUCAGUUAUUGUGUCCGAAACAAGAAUGAAUACAAUCUCGUCAUGAUCCACCCUUGCAAAGGUACCAACGAGACAGCCAGGCCCGUGGAUACCGCCAUUAUGAGAUCGGAUUUCACGGGUUUUGAGCCUCGAGUCCAGAAGAUGCUUUCCCUAGUCCCAUCAACUCUCGUCUGGUCCUUAAUGGACCGAGAGCCGCUGGACACAUGGAUUCACAGUGACGGAAAAGUAUGCUUGUUAGGAGAUGCGUGCCACCCUAUGCUCCCUUACAGAGCCCAAGGAUCCGCAAUGGCAGUAGAAGACGCAGCCGUCCUCGGAAACCUCCUCUCCCGCAUCUCCAGCCCAAAUGAACUAACGCCCCUCCUACGCGCGUACCAAUUUAUCCGACACCCAAGAGCCAGCGCAACGCAGAUGGAUUCGAGGAUGAACCAACAUAUUUUUCAUCUACCUGAUGGACCACAGCAAGAGGCGAGGGACGCGUCGAUGCGUGCGGCUAUGGAGGAAGCGAGGAAGGAGGCCCGACUUGGAGCGGAUGAGGAUGCUGAUGGGUGUGUGGGGAGCGCGAACCUUUGGGGUGAUAGGAAUAGGAAUAUGCUGGCUUUUGAUUAUGAUGCGGAUAAGGCUGUUGAGGAGUGGUUGAAGACGAACGAGCUUGGGGAGUCGAUACUUUGA